GUCAGGAGGAGCACAGAAAAGAAGAGAGAGCAUGUGGCAGAGCGUGGGUCUGACAUUUUUGGUAUUCAUAGCCACAUUAGUCUGUGUUCUACUGUUUAUGCUAUGUGGUUGGUACGUGGUUUGGCAUCUCUUCUUAUCAAAAUUCAAGUUCCUUCGAGAACUUGUAUGUGACAGUGGUUCUAUACAAGGAGAAAGUGAACCGUCUGAACCACUCAAAGAAGCAGACUCUCCACCUACUCCACAGAGGUCACGGCCAAAGACUCCCCGACAAAGGUGGCCACCUGCUGAAGAGGGCACCUAAGAAUGUCAGCAGUUCAAAGCAUCGUCCAUUGGGAAACUCAAAUGCAAUAUUUUACUUAUCUGCACUGUAGAAGUCAACUUUUUCAUUUUAUUGAAGCACUGACUUCAUAAGGUUGGGGUAGGUGAGAAUACCAGGGGAAUACAUUAAUUUACCAUUCAAAUGCUUUACUACAGUUUAGCUGUGUAUAUAUAUUCUGCUUUUCCAAUGGCUGUGAAGGUAUUAUUUGCAUGAUGGUAGACAUGGGAAGGAAAGACAGAGAACCAUGUGUAACAUGCACUUACUGUC
Messenger RNA from Bombina bombina (fire-bellied toad), 586 nucleotides. RefSeq names its product small integral membrane protein 13-like. The coding region runs from base 32 to 301 and encodes 89 amino acids. Lineage: Eukaryota; Metazoa; Chordata; Amphibia; Anura; Bombinatoridae. The transcript has a single exon. The record is from RefSeq and is a predicted model, not a curated record.